Messenger RNA from Nannospalax galili (Upper Galilee mountains blind mole rat), 3575 nucleotides. It is a transcript of the gene Adarb2, whose product is annotated as adenosine deaminase RNA specific B2 (inactive). Lineage: Eukaryota; Metazoa; Chordata; Mammalia; Rodentia; Spalacidae. Gene Ontology annotation, cellular component: nucleolus; cytoplasm. Gene Ontology annotation, biological process: adenosine to inosine editing; RNA processing. The record is from RefSeq and is a predicted model, not a curated record. The transcript has 10 exons. Gene Ontology annotation, molecular function: tRNA-specific adenosine deaminase activity; double-stranded RNA binding; double-stranded RNA adenosine deaminase activity. Bases 355 to 2592 code for a protein of 745 amino acids.
AAAGUGGAUGGUGCCAAACAACUCGUAGAGGCGCAAAAGUAGCAGCCCUGCGUUGGGAGCCCAGAGGAAGGAGAGAGAGCUCCGGGCGCUCGGGCGCGCGGGAGAGGCUUUCCCAGCGCUUUCCGCCUAGAGAAAGGCUCUGCUUUCGGGGCAUCCAUCCGAGGCUCUCAGCCCACCUGGAACCGAGUGACAGAGCGAUUAGAGGGGUGUUCUUCGCUGACGUGCUCGGUCCUAAAAAGUGAGGCUGCUCCCGGAUUUGCAAACGCAGAAAUACUCCCGGCGGCGGCGUUAGCGAGAAAGGUGAGCUUGCCGGAGGACAGCCUUCUCUCCCCGUCUACCCGGUGGGUCCCGGCCAUGGCAUCCGUCCUGGGGAGCGGCAGAGGGUCUGGAGGGUUAAGCAGUCAACUCAAAUGCAAGUCCAAGAGGAGGAGGAGGAGGAGGCCCAAGAGGAAAGACAAAGUAAGCAUAUUGUCAACUUUCCUCGCUCCCUUCAAGUACCUAAGUCCUGGCACCACAAACACGGAGGAUGAAGACAAUCUAAGUACCAGCAGUGCUGAAGUGAAGGAAAAUCGUUAUGUGAGCAACCUGGGGACCAGGCCCCUGCCCCCUGGAGACCGGGCCAGAGGCAGCACACCCAGCAUAAAAAGAAAAAGGCCCCUGGAGGAAGGAAAUGGGGGGCAUUUCUGCAAACUCCAAUUGAUAUGGAAGAAGCUCUCAUGGUCUAUGACGCCCAAGAACGCCCUGGUCCAGCUGCAUGAGCUAAAGCCAGGUCUGCAGUACCGGAUGGUGUCACAGACAGGCCCAGUGCAUGCCCCAGUCUUUGCAGUGGCUGUAGAAGUGAACGGGCUCACGUUUGAAGGCACAGGGCCCACCAAGAAGAAAGCCAAGAUGCGGGCAGCAGAGAUGGCCCUGAAGUCCUUCGUGCAGUUCCCCAAUGCGUUCCAGGCCCACUUGGCCAUGGGCAGCGGCCCCAGCCCCUGCACGGACUUCACUUCUGACCAGGCCGACUUCCCAGACACGUUGUUCAAGGAGUUCGAACCUUCCUCAAGAAGUGAGGACUUCCCGGGCUACCGCCCUGUGGACACAGAGUUUCUGUCCUCCGCCUACCGGCAAGGGCGGCUGCUCUACCACACCCUGGACCUCAUGGGCCAAGUUCGGCCUGACAGGCCCAGGCCAGCCCCGGGGGCCCUGGCCGAAAGGAACCCAGUAGUGGUGCUGAAUGAGCUGCGCUCGGGCCUGCGGUAUGUGUGCCUCUCGGAGACAGCCGAGAAGCCCCGAACCAAGAGCUUUGUCAUGGCUGUGUGCGUGGACGGGAGGACGUUCGAAGGCUCGGGACGCAGCAAGAAGCUGGCUAAGGGCCAAGCAGCACAGGCUGCCUUGCAGGCCCUCUUCGACAUCCGGCUGCCUGGCCAUACCCCCAGCAGGAAUAAAAGCAACCUCUUGCCACAGGAAUUUGCUGACUCCGUGUCCCAGCUGGUCAUACAGAAGUUCCGUGAGCUGACAGGUGGCCUUACGUCUGUGUAUGCCCGCCACAAAGCACUGGCAGGAAUCGUCAUGACCAAAGGCUUGGACACCAGACAAGCACAGGUCAUCGUCCUAUCUUCUGGGACCAAGUGCAUUAGCGGUGAGCACAUCAGCGACCAGGGGCUGGUUGUCAACGACUGCCAUGCUGAGAUUGUGACCAGGCGGGCAUUUCUUCACUUCCUCUAUGCUCAGCUGGAACUGCACUUAAGCAAGCGGCGCGAGGACUCCGAGAGAUCCAUAUUCGUGCGUUUAAAGGAGGGCGGCUAUAGGCUGCGAGAAAACAUCCUCUUCCAUCUCUAUGUGAGCACGUCCCCCUGCGGAGAUGCCAGACUCAACUCUCCCUACGAAAUCACCACAGGCUUGAACAGCACCAAACACAUCGUCAGGAAGUUCAGAGGACAUCUGCGCACCAAGAUUGAAUCUGGGGAGGGGACAGUCCCCGUCCGGGGCCCCAGUGCAGUCCAGACAUGGGACGGCAUCCUGCUGGGGGAGCAGCUAGUCACCAUGUCCUGCACAGACAAGAUUGCCAGGUGGAACGUGCUGGGACUACAAGGCGCCCUCCUCUGCCACUUCAUCGAGCCGGUGUACCUUCACAGCAUCAUCGUGGGAAGCCUGCACCACACAGGCCACCUUGCCCGGGUCAUGAGCCAUAGGAUGGAGGAUAUCGGCCAGUUGCCUGCCUCAUACCGGCACAACCGGCCUCUGCUUAGCGGCGUGAGUAACGCGGAGGCGCGGCCACCAGGGAAGUCUCCGCACUGCAGCGUGAACUGGGUCGUGGGCAACACGGACCUGGAGAUCGUCAACGCCACGACGGGGAAACGGAGCUGCGGGGGCUCAUCCCGGCUCUGCAAGCACGUGUUUUCUGCGCGGUGGGCACGGCUGUAUGGUAGGCUGAGCAUGCGAAUCCCAGGCCAUGGAGACACACCAUCCAUGUACUGUGAGGCCAAACUGGGGGCUCACACCUACCAGUCUGUUAAACAACAGCUCUUCAAGGCUUUUCAGAAAACUGGUCUGGGCACCUGGGUAAGAAAACCACCAGAGCAAGAUCAGUUUCUACUAACUCUCUAAGUACCAGACUCCUUUGCUAUUGGACCAGAGUGAAACACCUGGAGAGGAUGCAAGCAUAUGUCAGAGUGAAGUAUCCAUCGAUUUUCAGCAUACAUUUUCCAUCACUGUCCCAGAAAAACAAGCAUCUCCAUGUUUGGAUCAACAACUAGAUUUGAACUUGGGUCACGUUUCUCCCCAAGUUGCUAGUCCCAAGAACUCCGUCCACCAUAGCUAGAGGUAUCAGUGCCAUUGCAUUGGCUCCAGCCCUUGGUGGUGGUAUUAAAGGAAAGCUUCUAUUCACUGAAGGGAAGCUUGGAUGAAGGCUUAAAAAGUGGUAUUGAAGUGUAGUCAGUUAGAAACAAGCUUCAUGAAUCAUUCUCUGUGUCCAUGCCCUGCCACAGGCCUCUCUAGUGGUGUGUUUGGGUCUCACCAACACAAGUUUAUGUGACACUUGAAGAUAAGCCACAAGCAAAGAGAAAAGCCAGGAGCUCCCCAACUCCAAAGAACCCAACAGGAAUGCUCUAAUGCCUUCGUUAUUCAUUUAGAACUCUCCUUUCAGAGGGGACUUGAGGUGGGCACUCCUUAAGAACAACUAAAAUAGAACCAGAAACAUGAAAAACAUAAUUGCAAGACAAAGGAAUAGGGGCCCAAGGCACAAAUGAGUCAUGACCUAUGACCUGAGAAAACCAUUUUUAAAUAACCCACUGAUGGAGUAUUAAAGACCAUCCCAGACCUAGUCAAUUGAUCAGGACUCUUCAUUGCUUUUUGUAGGUAAUUAUAGCCCUCAAAGUUUAAGUUGUGUAAGAGUUUGUCAAUAACCUACAACUCUCUGCUAGGUAAUAAUAAGGAAACUGAGUUUUAGACCAAAUUCAAACCUUUUAGCUGGAUUUUUAUUUAUUUUUAUUUUAUGAGUAUGAAUGUUCUGCUUGCGUAAGUACACCCUGUGCAUACAAUGCCUGCCGAGGUCAGAAGAGGGUGUCAGAUUCCCCUGGAACUGGAGUUAC